CAGGACUGUCAAAGAACAGGAAGAAGUAGUCUACCGUGGAAACUACUCGCUUCUCCGUUGUCACACAGGGGUUAAAGAGUUACCUAAACUUUAUUGAGCAGCCAUGGAAACCGAUAUUAGACACGCCACCGACUCUGGUCAUCUUUAACGCCGACUCCGCGUUGUUGUUACCGAAACAACGGGAGGAAGUGGACGCGCAGGCUUUUUGUUCCGUUUUAACUAACUAAUUACUGGAGCCCGCAGGCUAGCCCGGGCUAAAGCUAACGUUAGCCUUUUUUUUGUACCACAUAUUUGCGGGGUUUGAUGUUGUUUCUUAACUCUGUGGCUGGUGUAACCUAUAGAAAGUAACAGCGUUAGGUGCUCGUUGGUAUUCCACAGGCGCAACAAGUUGUUUUCGUUCUUCUUGACUCGAGUACUUCGGCUUGUGCUUUGAAUUUCCCUCCUUUGGUCAUACACACGGGCGGCUUUGCGAGGGGGUCGCUUGGCUGUGUACCAAGUUACUAGCAGACCUGUGCUGAUUGUGGCUAACUAGCUGAGAUACUGCCACUGAACCUUUGGGGAUACACUUUCCCACCCAAGUUAGACGGCGUUGCUGGGGAGAACGCCCGCUACAUGUGUCAAUCUGUACGCCAAAUUCAAGGAAACGGAGUAAUUUACCAAUAUGGAUCAGAACACGGGAAGUUCAGCUUCAUUUGCUGGAUCCAAGAAAGAGAAGGAUAGGAAAUCAAAGAAGAAGGACAAGGACGAGGAUGGAGAUGGGAAAAAGAAAUUUAAUCUCAAACGGCUGAUUCCAGAUGAGUUGGAGCGUCUCACCAGUAUGAGAACAAAAAAGGACAAGGAAAAGCCUCUCCCUCCAAAUCAGCGACACUCUUCAGCUGCCAACUAUGAACUCUCACCUCAAAGCGCUAUGCUCCAUGAACAAAGUGAUGAAGAUAUCCUGGCACUCUUCGAAAAGAUGCUGGUGGACAUGAACCUGAAUGAGGAAAAGCAGCGGCCGCUGAGGGAAAAACACAUAUCGAUUAAACGUGAGAUGGUCUCCCAAUACCUCCACACCUCUAAAGCUGGACAAGACCAAAGGGAGAGGUCCAAGUCAGCAGUAAUGUACAUCCAGGAGAUAAAGAUGGAGUACAGAGACCCACAGCAGCUGCUUAGCUGUCUGGAGUCUUUGAGAGUCUCACUGAAUAACAACCCUGUCAGUUGGGUGCAGAAUUUUGGAGAUGAAGGCCUCAUGCUGCUUUUGAAUCUACUGAAACGACUUCAAGACGAGAAAGACGAUAACUCCCAAUCUAGAAGUAUGGGAUACAAAUGUCAACAUGAGAUCAUUCGCUGUCUGAAGGCCUUUAUGAAUAACAUGUAUGGUAUAAAAUCCAUGUUGGGGACGGAAGACGGGAUUCGUCUUCUAGUCAGAGCCAUGAACUACAAGGUGCCCAACAUGAUGGUGGAUGCUGCCAAGCUACUUUCUGCCAUCUGUAUUUUCCAUCAUCCUGACAACCUUCACGAUCGUGUUUUGGAGGCCAUUACAGAGGAAGCUGAAAAACGGGACGCUGAGAGAUUUCAGCCUCUUAUAGAUGGGAUGCAGAGUAACCACAUUGGUCUUAAGAGUGGAUGUAUGCAGCUGAUCAACGCCCUAAUCAGCCAGGCAGAGGAACUGGACUUUAGAAUCCAUAUUCGUUCUGAACUCUUAAGACUGGGAUUUAGAGGACUCCUGAGUGAGAUCCGGGGGAUAGAAAAUGAGGAGCUACAGGUCCAACUCACUGUGUUUGAUGAGCAGGCUGAAGAUGACUCAGAUGAGCUCAGAGGACGUCUUGAAGACGUCCGCAUAGAAAUGGAUGAUGUGAGGGAAGUGUUUGACAUCCUGGUCAACACAGUGAAGGAUUCCAAGGCUGAAAGUCACUUCCUGUCCGUGAUGCAACACCUGCUCCUGAUCCGUAACGAUUAUUUGGCCAGGCCUCAGUACUACAAGCUGAUAGAUGAGUGUAUUGCUCAGAUUGUGCUACACAAGAAUGGGUCAGACCCUGACUUCAAGUGCCGCAAGCUCUGUGUUGACAUCGAAGGUUUGAUAGACAACAUGGUGGACAAGACCAAAGUGGAAGUCAGUGAGGCCAAAGCAACAGAUCUGGAGAAGAAGCUGGAUGCAGAGCUGACAGCGCGCCACGAGCUGCAGGUGGAGAAGAAUAAACUGGAGAGUGAUUAUGACCAAAAGCUGCAGGACCUGAGCCAAGAAAAGGAACAACUGGCCUGCGCCAAACUGGAGCGAGAAAAGGAGAACCAGGGUCUGCAAGAACAGCUAGGCUCUUUACAAAACCAGAUUGAAAAGCUGUCAAAGGAUCUGGAAGAAGCCAAAACAAAGGUGGUUACGGUUACUGUUCCUGUGCCAACACCCGGUGUGCCACCUCCUCCACCCCUUCCAGGACAGUCUGGAAGGGGUGUUGCACCUCAAACUUCGCCUGUACCAGGCCAUGCAGCUAUACCUGGUCCAUUUCCUCCCCCUCCACCCCCACCUCCUUUACCUGGGAUGCCAAGACCUCCACCUCCUCCGCCUCUUCCCGGCAUGCCAGGACCUCCACCUCCUCCGCCUCUUCCCGGCAUGCCAGGACCACCACCGCCUCCGCCUCUUCCCGGCAUGCCAGGACCACCACCGCCUCCGCCUCUUCCCGGCAUGGGAGGACCACCACCUCCUCCACCCUUACCAGGUGGUCCUGGUAUUCCUCCUCCACCCCCAGGACUAGGUAUGCCGCCACCUCCACCAGCAAACUGGGGUCCUUCUGCACCACCUUCAUUACCCUUUGGGCUCCAGCCUAAAAAGGAAUACAAGCCAGAGGUCCAGUUGAAGAGGGCUAACUGGAGUAAGAUUGGAGCUGACGACCUGAGUGAGAGCAGUUUCUGGACCAAGACCAAUGAGGAACAAUUUCAGAGCAAUGAACUGUUUGCCAAACUCACAUUAGCUUUCUCAUCACAAACAAAGCCCAAGGGUGUUAAAAAAGACCAGGAUGGUGGACAGGAAAAACAGACACAGAAGAAGAAGGUGAAGGAGCUAAAGGUUCUUGAUUCGAAAUCUUCACAAAAUCUCUCAAUUUUUCUGGGAUCAUUCCGUCUUCCUUACGAGGAGAUCAAGAAUGCAAUCUUGCAAGUCAAUGAGAAGAUUCUCACAGAGUCCAUGGUUCAGAACCUGAUAAAACAGCUUCCGGGUCCUGAGCAGCUAAGUGUUCUUGGAGAGAUGAAGGAUGAAUACGAUGAUCUGGCUGAGUCUGAACAGUUUGGAGUAGUGAUGUCCAGUGUGAAGCGACUGAUGCCACGGCUUCAGGCCAUCCAGUUCAAGUUGCAGUUUGAGGAGCAGCAAAACAACAUCAAGCCAGAUGUGGUGGCUGUGACGGCUGCCUGUGAAGAGCUCAGGAAUAGCAACACAUUUGCCAAGUUGCUGCAGAUCAUCCUUCUAGUUGGGAACUACAUGAAUUCCGGCUCUCGAAAUGGAGCCGCAUUCGGCUUCUCCAUAUCCUAUUUGUGCAAGCUGCGCGACACCAAGUCAGCUGAUCUGAAGCAGACGCUGCUCCACUUUCUUGCCGAUGUUUGCACUGAGCAGUAUCCUGAUGUCAUGAAAUUUCCUGAAGAGCUUAUUCAUGUGGAAAAGGCCAGCAGAGUUUCUGCAGAGACGAUUCAGAAGAAUUUGGAGCAAAUUGGGCGUCAGAUCAAAAGUCUGCAGAAAGAUCUGGAAACUUUCCCUCCUGCACAAAAUGAAAAUGACCAUUUUGUGGAAAAGAUGUCUAGUUUUGUAGCCUACGCUCAAGAACAGUAUGAGAAAUUGGAUGGGAUGCAUAAAAAUAUGGAGAAGCAAUACACUGAACUUGGAGACUACUUCGUCUUUGAUCCAAGAAAAAUGUCAGUGGAGGAGUUCUUUGGAGACCUCCACAACUUCACAAACAUGUUUCAGCAAGCGGUGAAAGAGAACCAGAAGAGGAAGGAAGCUGAAGAGAAGAUCAGGAAGGCCAAGCUGGCUAGAGAAAAAGCAGAGAAGGAGAAAGAGGAGAAACUGAAAAGAAGCCAGCUUCCUGACAUCAACGCAGAGGGUGAUGAAACUGGUAUCAUGGAUGGCCUGUUGGAGGCGCUGCAGUCAGGUGCUGCUUUCAGAAGGAAGCGAGGACCUCGACAAGCAGCCAACCACCGGCGAGCUGGUCAUGCAGUGACCAACAUCCUGGCCAAAGAGCUGAUGCAGGAAGACACAACUUCAUCUGGUAAAAGCCCCAAAAAGAAGGCAAAGUCUGAAAAGGAGGAGCCAAAACUAGAAGACGCAGAAUCCUUGGAGGAGCUACUGGACCCUCUUUCCUCUCGGUCUAGUUAGGCCUCCAAGUACAGAAGUUAAUUUUUUUAUAUAUAUAUAGUGGUAUUGAAAACAGAUUUUUAUCCAAUCCAGGGGCCAACAGCAACAUUGUAUUAUUUUCCUGAUCCCUUUGCUUGCUUGGAUUAUUUUCAGGAUUUCUUUCCUGUUCUGGGUUAGAGAGAGGCAGAACCAGAGGGCCAGCCUCUCGCCUCAGCAUCAGCUUCUGAAUGUUUGCCAAUUUCUUUCAUCAGCAUGCACCUAAAGGUUAAAGUUUUGAUCAAAGGGUGUUCCCCAAAGACUUCGUCAGGACUGAAUCGCCUCCUUUUAUUUCAUGUCAGCAAUUUCCUAUCAGAAAUUACGGCUUAUUUCCAGGAUGUCUGUACAAUAGAAACUUUCUAAUUUCUUUCCCCAACAAGGUAAAAAGUACUUCUUUGUAACAUUUUGCGAUACUGUGCGUCUGUAAUACUUUGUCCAUGUGUUUUAUUGAAGUGCCAACGAGUCUCAUAAUUUCACUUGCAAGUGUAGUUCCCACUGAAGAGAGCAUGUGGACCAGAUCAUUACGCUUCACCCGAGUUUAUCUUGUAGACACGAUUUAUCUCAGUGGUGUGCAUCAAAUGGUUAUUUUGUACAAAUAAAAAUGUAGACCAUAACCUACACUGUAAUGGGGAGUGAAUUUACAUAGAAACCAAAAAUAUUUUUCAAAGUGUGGUUUCAUACAGACAUACUGUAGCCACAGUAGUUUGCAUUCCUCUGUUUUUUUUGUAUACAAGAAAAACUUGAGUGUGAAAUUAUCCACUUAUUUUUAGUUUUGUGUGCACAAAUCUGUGUGUGUGUGUUUGCUUGCAGGUUUCUGUGUUGGCAUGCACAUGUGUGUUGCCAUCUGUAAUUACUGUACAAUACCAACCGGGCUGUCAUGAAUGAUGAUCUUGUGGUCUUUCUGCUGAGAGUAUAGCACACUGGAAAACAGCCCAGAAACUGCUGAGACAAGUAUCUGUGUUCACUUGUUAGUCUGUCUGUUCUCCCACUGAACUGCAGCCGUCGUCUCCGGAUGUCUGGCCUCGCUCCUGCAGCCCUCGGCAGACAUGUUGCCAUGAUGUUUUGGUGUAAGACCUGACAGGAAGCACGCCAGGUGAUGUCAGCUGCUCAAUGCAGCGUCUCCUCCUAUGCAAAUCCUUCAGUGUAACCUGCAGCCCAGCUCUUUAUAAGUCAGUCAGUGUAGCACUGAUAUGGUAUGUUCUGUAAAAAUGAAUGUUUAUUACUUUUUUUCUUUGUUUAUUUUGGGAGAAAGUGGCACUUAAAGGUCAUGGAACGGAUUCCAGUGAAGCACUAGAGGUGUGGUAAUGUCUGAGCCUGGGUCCUAGUGCUUUAUUUUAAUCUUGAAACGCAGGAAACAUCCACCUGCACAAAACAUCUCGUUGCUGUAAUUAAACCGAUGUAACUGCUGUGUUAAUGAUUAUGUGUUCAGGUAGGCAGCACUAGAUUGUAAGCUUCCAACAAUAGGAACAUCAGAACACCACUGGAAUAUUCUGGCUGAGUUAUUUCUUUUUCUGUACUUUUUUUUUUUUUGUCCUUCUAUAACAUAUAUUGUUCCAAAUAAACUUUUACAAUAAUUUUAAUGACUUACACAAUAAGAAAAUGCACAUUCCUUCUGUAAUUUUGAAUUAAAAUGUCUUAAAUUAAA
Xiphophorus couchianus (Monterrey platyfish) is the source of this 5996-nucleotide messenger RNA. It is a transcript of the gene diaph1, whose product is annotated as diaphanous related formin 1. Bases 662 to 4336 code for a protein of 1224 amino acids. The transcript has 28 exons. The record is from RefSeq and is a predicted model, not a curated record. Gene Ontology annotation, molecular function: actin binding; small GTPase binding. Gene Ontology annotation, biological process: actin filament polymerization; actin cytoskeleton organization. Lineage: Eukaryota; Metazoa; Chordata; Actinopteri; Cyprinodontiformes; Poeciliidae. Gene Ontology annotation, cellular component: actin filament.